GUUCUAUGAUACUUAAUGGAAGCAGGAGCGGAAAAUGGUUCACAUUUAAUAGCUCAUAUUUAAUGCUAAAACAAGAAAUAUUUACGAUGGAAUAUAAACAUCAGUGAAGAUUAGUGGCAAAAUGAGGGAUCUUGCUCUUCUUACGGUUUUUCUUGACGUUUAUGUGCAGGCUAUUCCCCCAGAAUGCGAUCCUCAUAACAUUCUGGUCAGAGAGGAGGAAAACUGCAACAGUGAGUUGCAGAGAUACAACCUGUCAAGAUCAGGACUUGCUCAGCCAGGGUGUAGUGGUAUGUGGGAUUACCUGAACUGCUGGCCACACGCUCUGGUUGGGGAAACGGUAUCCCAACCCUGUCCCAAAUUCCUCCAGACAAAAGGGAGAGUGUUCAGGAACUGCACAGCUGAAGGCUGGACAGAGGCAUUUCCACCUCAUGAGAUCGCCUGCGAGUAUGCCUUCAAUGACACCUUCCACUUCCCGGGGGAAAUCCCUGAGUCCCAUCAGUACUUCCUGUAUGUGAAGACCAUGUACACAGUGGGCUAUGCCAUUUCCCUCGUGUCCCUGGCUGUCGCAGUUGUCAUACUGUGUCUGUUCAGGAAGCUGCACUGCACAAGGAACUACAUUCACAUCCAGCUCUUCCUGUCCUUCAUCCUGCGGGCAAUCUUCAUCUUCAUCAGGGACUCCGUACUCUUUUCUAACGAAGACUUCUACCAUUGCGAGUCCUACACGAUGGGUUGUAAGCUGGUGCUGAUGUCCUCUCAUUACUGCAUCAUGGCCAACUACAGCUGGCUGCUGGUGGAAGGCCACUACCUGCACACACUGGUCCGAGUCUCCUUCUUCUCUGAGAAGAAGUACUUCUGGUGGUACAUUGUGCUAGGCUGGGGCUUGCCUAUGGUUGUCAUGACAGCAUGGGGCUUGGCCAAAUAUCUACAUGAAGAUGAAGGGUGCUGGGAUACAAAGAAACAUGACUGGAUCUGGUGGAUUCUCAGAGUUCCUGUUCUACUCUUUAUCAUAAUUAACUUGCUGUUUUUUGUGAGUAUCAUAAGAAUACUUGUGGGGAAACUGAGGACUCCAGAUGCACACGGCAAUGAAUUAAACCAGUACAAGAGACUUGCAAAGUCCAGCUUCUUCUUGGUGUCCCUUUUUGGCCUGCACUACAUCCUGUUUGCCUUCUUCCCGGACAAAGUCAGUGACUUAACAUACAAAAUAAGGAAUUCAGUGGAGCUGGCUCUCGCAUCUGCUCAGGGCUUUGUGGUUGCAGUUCUUUACUGUUUCCUUAACAGUGAGGUGCAGUACGAGUUCCAGAGAAAGUGGCGGCGGUGGAGGCUGAAGAAGCACCUGCAUGGUGAGUCGAGGCAGCACCAUGGCUCGCUUAGCCAUAGCGGGGCCGCCCUCACCCAGGUCUCCCUGCUGCCCCGGGGCCCAGGCCAACGCCAGGCCAGCCAGACGGAACCCUGACCAACCCCAACCCCGCCACUGAGACUGCUACCUUCUCCCAGCCUGGAGCAGCCAGCACAGCUGCCUGAAUCCCCAACUUGAAGACAAUUCUUUUGCCCACUGCUCUGAAGUCAGACUGAUAUAACUCUGAUGGGGCCCCAACACCCCUUCACAGAUACCCUCUGUGUCCUCUGCCAACUCCUGUACACAGCUUCCAGUAAGAAUUUCCCAUUCUCACCAGAGAAGACCAGAGGCCAAGGAUUGCUUCUCACCAUUUAUAUCCUGGACCUCUUCAGCUUCAGCUUGGCUUCUGUUUUAGAGGAUCCACACCACUCAGGCAGAAUACUGCUCUCAUUCUGUCUGUUAGGUAUUGCACUGUGGGUCCUCCAUCCACACACAUGCAAAGGAAAUCUCCUUUGACACCACCAUGGUCAGAGGUCAACAGUGGCACAUGGUGAAUCAGGCCUGGAUCCAACACCACAUACAUUCAUGAUGAGUAUUUGACAGUUUCGUGUGGAAAUGCCUUGUUUGGUCCCCGUGCUCACAUUUGAACACCUUUCACCUCUAGCACCAACAGAGCUUUUGAGUAGGUUCAACUGACUCUAGAUGUUGAUGCAUGGCUUCCAAGGACAUGGUGUACUACUAUUCCUCUUAAUUUAUUAACACAUUGGAAAAUAUACCUUUUUUUUUUGCUUUAAUGAAAAUACCGGGAGUCUGAACAGCAGAUCAAAGUUACAAUUCAUGUAAAUAUAUUGGUUAAUAUACUACCAUUACUCUACUGAACUAAAUUAUAUAUGUUCUCGUUCUUUCAGCUGCAAUGUGGGAAUAAAUUAAACUCCUUUUCAUUGAUAGCACAAUAAAGGCUGUU
This is a messenger RNA of Megalops cyprinoides (Indo-Pacific tarpon), 2300 nucleotides long. RefSeq names its product secretin receptor. Lineage: Eukaryota; Metazoa; Chordata; Actinopteri; Elopiformes; Megalopidae. The record is from RefSeq and is a predicted model, not a curated record. Bases 122 to 1453 code for a protein of 443 amino acids. The transcript has 13 exons. Gene Ontology annotation, cellular component: plasma membrane. Gene Ontology annotation, molecular function: vasoactive intestinal polypeptide receptor activity; secretin receptor activity; G protein-coupled peptide receptor activity. Gene Ontology annotation, biological process: cell surface receptor signaling pathway; adenylate cyclase-modulating G protein-coupled receptor signaling pathway.